AUGAUAUUAAGAUUAUUAAAUAAGAUAAAAUAUAAUUUUAAAUUAAAUAAAAAUUUUAUAUUAUAUAAAUUUAAUAAAAUUAUUUAUUAUUUAAUUAUAUUAUUAUAUAAUUAUAAUUAUAUAUUAAAGUUUUAUAUUAUUGUUAUAAAUAAUAGAUAUUAUAUUUUUAUAAUUUUAAAUAAAUAUAAAAAAAUUAUGUAUUUAAAAAUAUAUAUUAGAUAUAAUCAAUUAUUUUAUAUAAAUUAUAAUAAAUUAAUAUCUUUUAUAAAAUUAAAUAAAUAUUUUAAAGGUUUAUUAGUAAUAUAUUCAUGUAAGUAUAAAUUUAUUACACAUAUAUUAUCAUUAAAAUAUAAAAUUGGUGGUAUUUUAAUAUGUUAUAUUUUUUAA
Messenger RNA from Plasmodium berghei ANKA, 387 nucleotides. The record is from the annotation of a RefSeq genome assembly. NCBI's taxonomy places the organism in Eukaryota, Apicomplexa, Aconoidasida, Haemosporida, Plasmodiidae.